This is a messenger RNA of Stylonychia lemnae, 3204 nucleotides long. The record is from the annotation of a GenBank genome assembly. NCBI's taxonomy places the organism in Eukaryota, Ciliophora, Spirotrichea, Sporadotrichida, Oxytrichidae.
AUGAGAAUUGAUAAUUACCUCAAGAUAGUAGGUCUUGUCUCCCUUGCUACAUAAAUGAUUUAAUGUGGCUAUUACAAAGAUGCAAAAGAAUUCAAAAAGCAUGAGCAUAUAGGCAGUGAAUUUAAAAACAUAGGGAAGAACUCGGAUCAGACAAUAUAUGUGCACUUGUUGGCUCACACUCACGAUGAUGUUGGUUGGUUAAAAACAGUAGACGAGUAUUACUCUGGUACUUAAGUAAAUGUUGCGUAUGCUGACGUUGAAAUGAUUUUAGAUACAGUGGUCUUUGAAUUGCUCUAGGAUCCUACAAAGAAAUUUACAUAUGUUGAGAUGAAAUUCUUCUCAAUGUGGUGGAAGAAUCAGACUGAUGAUAUUAAGAAUAAAGUCAGAAUGCUAGUUUAAUAAGGUAGACUAGAGAUCGUUAACGCUGGCUGGAGUAUGCAUGACGAAGCCUGCAUAAAUUAUGAGGAUAUGAUGAAUAAUAUGAUGAAAGGGCAUGAAUUUCUGCUAAAUGAAAUAGGAGUUAAGCCGAGAAUCGGUUGGCAUGUAGAUCCUUUUGGGCAUUCAAAUGCAAAUCCGAGACUGUUUGCUGAGAUGGGCUUUGAUGCUUGGUUCUUUGGUAGACUUGAUUACUAGGAUCAAGAAGUAAGAAUGAAGGAAAAAUCGAUGGAAUUCAUUUGGAGACCUAUGUUCGACCAUCUUGGACUAAGCACUCAAAUCUUCACUCAUGCUAUGUAGGAUAUGUACUGUGCUCCUGAUUUCUUAGAAAUUGAUGAAAGAUCUCAUGCUGGUGAGGCUAUUGUAAUUGAUCCAUCUCUUGAAACAUUCAACGCCGAUCAAAUUGUUUAAGAUAUGGUUAACUAUGUUAAUGAUGCAAUCUAGCAUUACUAAGGAAAUCAUAUCAUGCUUCCAUUAGGUUGCGAUUUUGCUUACUCUAAUGCAAAAUUAUAUUUUAGAAACACAGAUAGGCUGAUAAAAUACUUCAAUGCCAAAGUUCAGAAUAUUUAAUUAGUUUACUCUACUCCAGGUUCCUAUCUUGAUGCUAAGAAAUCAGAUAACUUGAUCUUCCCAGUCAAGUAUGAUGAUAUGUUUCCAUAUGCUGGCAAUGAGGAUGACUACUGGACAGGAUAUUUCACCUCAAGACCUAAUUCAAAGAAAUAGAUCAAAGAUUUCUCUGGCAACUUCCAUGCUUUUACUAAGCUCACAACAAUGAAAGUACUUGAUCAAUCAGUAUCUAACGAUACAGUUAAUCAGAUUCUUAAUGCCAAACAGUAUAUGCUAGACUAAUUGGGCAUCAAUUAGCAUCAUGAUGCUGUUACUGGAACUGCAAGAUAACAUGUUGCUGACGAUUACAAAUAAAGAAUUUAUAAAGCAACCUAACUAGGGAAUUAGAUUUAAACAUAGAUUCUAUAAGAAUAGAUUGAAUCACUAACUAACAUUAAAAGCUCUGAAUGGUCUUGGUGUAACAGAACUAAUGGCACCUAUCUGGAUUGUCCUAUUUUUAAAUAUGGAAAUCAAAAGCAUAUUGUUGCAGUAUAUAAUCCAGCAACAAUAGAUUAAUCAUUUGUUAAACUUAAGGUCCAAUACAGUACCUAUAGAGUGUUCUAUUGGAGCUUUGAGUAAAAUAAAUUCAUCGAUAUUAGCUCCAGCCAAGCUGAGGUUAUCUGUGCUGGAAGAUUAGCUGACUAAGGUGAUUACGUGUAGGAUUGUGAGCUUCAUGUGAGUAUCAGGACCCCCUCUCUAUCAUUUAACAUUCUAUAACUUGUGUUUGAUUCUCAAAUUGACUUGAAUGUAAAAGCUGACUCUGGAAAUACUCAUAAAAUAAGUGGAUAUUAAGAAUUAUUAGUAUUUGAAAAGUAUGAUCCAGAUAAUGGAGCUCUUUUUGACCUAUUAAAGAUUUAGAGUGGAAAGUAGUACAAAAUCGGGUUUGACAUGAGAGUUUACAACUCAGAUCCAGGCGACAAGAAAAAUAGUGCUAGUGGAGCUUACAUUUUUAAGCCUGACAGAAGUAAUUAAGAUUCAGUCACAUAUUGCCCAAUGACAGAUAUCAAAUCAUUCACUGGAAAGUUCACUAGUGAGAUUUAAAUGAUCUUCUAGAAUCAAGAUUAAUCAAGACAAGUAUUAGUUAGAGUAAGAUACUACGAUGUGUCUCCUGUAUCAGAAUGGGAUGUUGUGCUGUAUGGGUUGCCUGAUAAAGACAGCCAGGGUCUAGAAGUUACAGUAAAUUUCAAAUCAAUGGACAUUGACAAUCAAAAUACCUUUUAUACAGAUUCUAAUGGACUAGAAAUGCAAAAGAGAAUUUUGAAUUAUAGACCUACUUGGAACAUUACUGCAGCAAUGAAAGUCUCUUCUAAUUACUAUCCAAUCAAUAGUGCUAUCUCAAUAGUUGAUGAAAAAUAGAAACUUCAAAUGACAGUAAUGAAUGAUAGAUCUCAAGGAGGGUCAGUAUUGCAAAAGGGAAGAAUAGAACUUAUGCAAAACAGAAGACUUUAUCACGAUGACGAUAGAGGACUUUCUGAGCAUCUUAAUGAAACUGAUUCAAAUGGAAAGGGUAUAAUAGUACCCGCUACUUAUAGACUCUAAUUCCUUGAGAGAGCUAAUGAUUUCUCAUAUUAAAGAACUGAAUAGAUCGUAAUUGAUGAGCCACUAGAACUAUUCUUUACAAAUAAAGUUGAUUUCCCCAAAUCUUCGAAAUAGAGCAAAUAAUCAGGCAUAGAUAAAAUCUUGUAUUAACUAGACCUUAACUUGCCUUAAACAUUGAAAGUAAUUCCUUUCCCACUUCAAAGGAAUCAAAUUUUAUUGAGAGUUGAAAACAUUGGGGAUAAAUUUGACACAGAUUAUAGAAGCCUUUCAAUUGAUGAUACUUCAAUCACAUUCGAUAUUUUAGAUUUUGCUGUUAGACUAUUUAAUGCAUCAAACAAAAAUCCAAUAAAGCUUAAUUAUCUAGAUGUCAAGGAAUUAGCUCUUUCUGGAAAUUAACUCCUCAAAGAUAUGGUUAAAACAAAAACAGAUUGGAACACCACGGCGCCAGGUGAUAAAGACAGAUAGCCAAAGAUACCAAAGGAUAUUUCAGAUACUAAAAUUGUUUUAUCAUAGCAAAGGAUAAGACUUUUUAAUAUCACCUAUGUUAUUGCUUAAUAGCACCAUUCUCAAAACCAAAACUUGCAUUUGCUUAAAGAUCAAAAGGAAAGCCAAUUCCUAUCAUGA